AUACAUUCAGAAGAAGUCAAGACCAUUGGUUUGAGCUACUUCUAAUGGCAGAGACAACCAAGAAAAAUGGGCACAUCGUGAUGGUACCCUUAAUGGCACAAGGCCACAUCAUCCCAUUACUGGCACUAGCAAGAAAAAUCCUACACUCAACGACGAUCUUCACCAUCACCAUAGCCACCACCCCUCUCAACAUUCAACACCUUCGAUCUGCACUUUCUUCUUCUCCUUAUCAAAUCCGUCUUUCUGAGUUGCCAUACAACUCUACCCAACAUGGUUUGCCACCCAACACAGAGACCACCGAGAACUUAACUCCCACUCAAAUAAUCAAACUUUUUCGUUCCACACACGCCCUUGAAGCUCCUCUUCGCUCUCUGAUAUCGCAGAUCGCAGAAGAAGAGGGUCAUCCUCCACUAUGCACAAUAUCUGACUCUCUCUUGGGUUGGGUUAACAAUGUUGCAAAAAGCUUAGGCAUUAGGAAUAUCUGUUUUUCCUCUUCUGGUGCAUAUGGAACUUUGGCCUAUUUCUCUAUCUGGGCCAACCUCCCUCACAGGAAAACGCACUCUGAUGAGUUCUGGGUUCCGGGCUUUCCUCAAAACCACCGCUUCCACCGCACUCAAUUGCAUGGAUUUCUAAGAGAAGCUGAUGGCAAUGAUGACUGGUCACAGUGUUUCCUUCCACAGAUUGCGCUUUCUAUGAAGUCUGAUGGAUGGGUUUGCAACACUGUUGAGGAAUUAGAGCCUCUGGGGUUGCAGCUUCUGAGGGACUUCCUUCAACUUCCUGUUUGGGCUGUGGGGCCUAUCCUUCCAUCUUCUGCACUCUAGGGUUCAAAACAUCGCACAGGAAAGGAAUCUGGCGUGACUCUUGAAGCGUGCAUGGAGUGGCUGGAUUUGAAAGAUGAGAAUUCUGUUGUCUACGUUUCUUUUGGGUCGCAGAACACGAUCAGUGCCUCCCAAAUGAUGGCGUUGGCGGAAGGGUUGGAAAAGAGUGGGAGAUCGUUUAUUUGGGUUGUGAGGCCACCUGUUGGUUUUGACAUUGAUGGAGAGUUC
This is a messenger RNA of Vigna umbellata (rice bean), 1046 nucleotides long. Its product is annotated as UDP-glycosyltransferase 92A1-like. The record is from RefSeq and is a predicted model, not a curated record. Gene Ontology annotation, molecular function: UDP-glucosyltransferase activity. NCBI's taxonomy places the organism in Eukaryota, Viridiplantae, Streptophyta, Magnoliopsida, Fabales, Fabaceae.